Messenger RNA from Rodentolepis nana, 1566 nucleotides. The record is from the annotation of a GenBank genome assembly. Lineage: Eukaryota; Metazoa; Platyhelminthes; Cestoda; Cyclophyllidea; Hymenolepididae.
AUGAAGCCCUAUUUUAACCAACUUGGCAACUUGGAAUUGAUUUUAGGCACAGGAAUUUGGCAUGACACCGAUUGCUACUACCCAAAUGGCAAUGGUGGUCGAUAUUACGCGAAAGGCGCUCGAUGGAAGGCAUAUAACGACGAAUGCUCAGAUUGUCAGUGUCUGGAAGAUCGAAAGUAUACCUGCAAGAGAGCCCCGUGCUCCUCUCUUUUUCUCUGCCCACCUGGCAAAAUUCCUGCAAUCGCGGCUCCCGAGGACUGUUGUCCCUCCACGUGCAAGAAUGCUUCAAUUGUUCAAUCAGAGGCCCUUACUAAGCAAAUUACCGCUGAGGAGAAAACACCUUCGGAUACUUCAAAACCAAGUGAAGAUGAUAUUGCGGAGUCGUUUUCAGUAGUAUCUCCGGGUGGUCAGUGUAAACCACUAGGUGAUCUUGGAUUUUCCAGCAACGAAAAUUCAGCAUCUUCGAAUAUUUUUCUCCCCUCAAAAAGUCUCGUCAUAAUUCGCCGUUCUUGUGUCAGCCUCAAAUGUGUCUGCUCCUCAGAGGGCAACUGGGUGUGUGCAGACUACUGCAUUCCCUGUGAGGGUGUCUCAAUUCACAGCACCGAUGACUUAUCUAUAAAUGCAUUUCUACUUGUUCGAUCACUUACAGCCGACGGCUGCUGUCCGAAAUGUUCAGAGAAAACAGAGGCUACACCCUAUUUCACCGAAAGAUAUUCAAUUGCAAUCACCUGCUUCUUGGCCCUUCUUGCACUUGCACCCCUCUUUGUGAUAGCAUCUUGUUGUUUAUACCUGCGAUACCGGAAAAAGCUAAAAAAACUACGAAUUUUAGGACACAAUCACCCAAAUAAAUUCCAAUUAGACAACAGAACGCCUCAAGAACCCAUUGUGGCAGCAAUAACACAUUCGACACAAUCCAGUUAUGCAAUUCCAUUAACGAUCUCAACUAGUCCAGACGAGAAGAGUUCCACACCUCCAAUUCGACUAAGAAUUGUGUCAACAGCGUUUGCAGAUCAUGAUAGUUCCCACGGAUCGUUGCUCUUUAACGAUAGAUUAGAGCAACCAUCUUCAUCUCUUCCUAAGUUCUGGUCACUAAGUGCAUCUUAUAACUGUCUUUCUAAUCCCCAAUUAAACCCCAAAGAUCUCAGCAUCCCUAAUUUGGAGGACACCACAAUGAGAAAAUCCCAGACAACUUCCUCUACUACCGGCUACAGUGUUAAUUGCUCGUCGAAAGUCUUAGCAAAAGUCGUUCCAGCCCAGCUCACUCCCCAAAACGAUAGUCCUGUAUCGAAUUCCCCCACCCAUUUACGAAAAUCAGAAUCUCCCGAACCCAAAAGAAGCUCCGACUGGAAGACCCGUCUUCGAAGAAGCUCAACACAACCGAGAACCCAUUUUUUCCCUCAAGCAUGGAAAACAAUCCUUUCCAAAUCCGCGAAAGCCACCACACCUACAGCCAAUCAAGAAGAGGCAUCUUUCUUUAGCCAGCCAAAAUCUAACCUAUCAGAAUCCUUUCAUCAGCUCAUUCAGACACGUAAUACUCCACCUCUAGAAAUAACCGAUGUCGUGUAA